AUGGAUCCACCACCGAAGGUUGGGGUGGCCGUCACGGUGAGGGAAGGCCACCGCUGCUGUCGUCCGGGUGGGGGAGGGCCACCAUGGCCGCGCGUCGGGGUGAGGCAGCAGGAGUCGAAGGUGAAGGGCUCCCAGGCGUUCCCGCUGCGUGCCAUACCCGAGCUUCCGCUUCUCCUCGUACGUGAAGAAGGCGACGUCAUCGUUCUUCUUCGAAUGGCACUGCGUAUCAUCUCUUUAUUGGCCCGCGUCGCCGCGACUCCGCUGCUCGCAGGAAAUAAUGAGUGGUUGGUAGAUAUGAGUUGUUUAAGCACUGAAGAGACAAGUCCCACUCAACAAGAUGAUUACAAGCAUUCGCAGAGCUUGUUAGAUUUGUGGUUCUUAGUCUAA
This is a messenger RNA of Miscanthus lutarioriparius, 387 nucleotides long. The record is from the annotation of a GenBank genome assembly. NCBI's taxonomy places the organism in Eukaryota, Viridiplantae, Streptophyta, Magnoliopsida, Poales, Poaceae.